Molecule: messenger RNA, 1163 nt
Organism: Nicotiana attenuata
Lineage: Eukaryota; Viridiplantae; Streptophyta; Magnoliopsida; Solanales; Solanaceae
Exons: 6
Coding region: 146-862 (238 amino acids)
Source: RefSeq, a predicted model, not a curated record
GAGGCUAUGCACCUGGGUUCGAAUUCGCAAGCCGACGUGGAGGAACAAUAAAAAGUUAAACACGCUUCACAGUUAAUAAACGAAAGAGAAAAAAUUCUGAAUCGAGUAUUUCGGUGUGGAGCCGAGCCAAGAAGAAGAGAAACAGAUGAGGGAAGAUAAUGAUAUGAACGGAAAAGGCGACAGUUGCUGCAUCGACGGCAACAGCAAAAGCGUAAAUCCAAUCACAGAUGCCGGAGCCGGAGCCGGAGCCGGAGCCGGAGGGACAGGCUCCGGCAAUGGUGAAGUAGAAGGCGUAUCAUCAUCGAAUAAUAAAGGAAAAUCGUGCAAAGGAUGUCUAUAUUACUCGUCUACUUUCAAAUCCAAUUCUCGCAAUCCUCUUUGUCUCGGCCUUAGCCGUUCCCUUCCUCAAGUACCUCGAUAUAUUGUUGGGGAAUCUGAGAUGGAAGCUUCUAAAGAGGGUCGGAGCCUUACGGAUUUUAGAUAUGCUUGUGUCGGUUAUUCUGUAUACUUGGAUCAGAAAUCUCGAUCAACUGAUGCUCAAGAGACACAAACAGAAUUGCCAGUCUGUGUUGGCCUUGAGGUUUUGGUGGAUAAAAGACCCAGUUCAGCUGAUGCAGCUCCUGCUCCUGCUCAUGCUCAUGCCCAAAAGAAAGAAGGUCUUCUCAUCAUCUUCUAUGUAAAAGCAAUUAAUCUUCAUACGAAGACACUCGGCGAUGCUGUGUGCACAAUCUUGCCGUUUAUCUUCCUCUGCAAGAUGGACAUGGAGUUCCACAGCCUCGAUCACAUAAACCAACUCAUGCAGCUGGUGAUGAGUUCCUUACCAGGUUUACCAGGAAUGCUAACUUGGUUGCAAUGGGAGUAGCCAAGAACUUGCGGAAAGUGGGAAACCGUAUAAAAGAAAGUGUUGAUGACAUCUUCUAUCGGCGGCCGAAGUAGGAUUCUAAUCCUGAAAUAGAAGAAAUGGAUAAAAGAGCAUUGAGCUGAACCAAAUAAUGUUUACGUUUGCUUCAUUUGCCUUGGAAUAGGUUAAAGGGGAAACAUGUAAUAUGUCUUAUGAGAUUUAUUUUUGGUGUUUGUAUUAUUGAUUUUUCAUUUAAGGAAUGCUCUUAUUCCAACAACAUCAAACUAAGAAUCUUUUAUUUCUAGUUACUACUAUUUUAUAA